Messenger RNA from Paramecium tetraurelia, 561 nucleotides. RefSeq lists its product as uncharacterized. The transcript is spliced from 2 exons. NCBI's taxonomy places the organism in Eukaryota, Ciliophora, Oligohymenophorea, Peniculida, Parameciidae. The record is from RefSeq and is a predicted model, not a curated record.
AUGGGGGUUUGUGCAUUAACUAAGAAGGAAUCAUCAAGAAAAAUAAGAAAAGCUGAAGUUGGUUUGAUUUUGGAGUGUGUUACAUAAGAAUCUUAAGUCAAUGAAUCUUACAUGACUUUAAUAGGCCAGACUUAAACUGUAUUUGAAAAUUUGUUAAAUAACAAAGUUAUCAGUCGAAAUAUUGGCUAGGCUGAAUACGAUUUCUAUUCAAAAUAAACAGAGGAAUUGAGUCUACUGAACACUUAUCUCUAAAAUUACUACAAUAACUAUUACAGGAUUGUAGUUUCUAACAUCAAAAAAUCUAAAUCUUAAAUUCAUAAUCCAACUCUAUCUGGCUAUGAAAACAAUCAAAAAUAACGGAAAGGAUUGGUGGAAUUAGUAGACAUUUUAUUCAUUGGAAAAAUUAAUUACAAAUAGAUUCAACGUCUUUCCUAAGGUGGUUUAGGAAGGAAGGAUAACACCAUUCUUAAACUUUAUACUCCUUUUAAUGAAGUUGAGCAUAAAGUUAAUGAAGAUGGAGGGGAUGACUCUUCAAGAAAAAGAAAUAUAGCCAAUUUAUGA